Molecule: messenger RNA, 1070 nt
Organism: Penicilliopsis zonata CBS 506.65
Lineage: Eukaryota; Fungi; Ascomycota; Eurotiomycetes; Eurotiales; Aspergillaceae
Exons: 1
Coding region: 252-881 (209 amino acids)
Source: RefSeq, a predicted model, not a curated record
CUAGGCCCAAAUUUUUCCGACGCAGCUGACAGGGUCAAUGUCCUCAAAAUGUCGUGAAAUAUAUUUCCCUCAAUUGAUGCCGACAACCUUCUUAACUGUCGCACACUCGUCUUGAUUGAAUCAUCCAACUAAGGAUGUUGAAGAAUACCAGCUGGUUUUUCACAGCUUACGAUUGGUGACCACCCAACACCAUUCUUCAAGUCCCAUCGCAAAAAAGAUGCGACAGGGCACGUGCUGGGUCCUUGACUCAUAUGAAAUGGCUCAGAGGAGCAUUCCACAGCGCCAGGCCGCCAAGGAGGAUACUUGAAAUUUCCAUCCUAGUAGCGAUAUUUCCCGGCACGUUGACAAGACAUUGCAUGCGACCGAAAAGGAAGGAAAAGGAACAGCCACUAAAAGAAAGUGGGUUCACUGCUGGUCCACUGAUGCGCUCGCUGAUGCCCUCUUUGAAUUUCAUUUGCGGAAACGAUCAAGGCUCGAUCAAGGAGACCGAAAAGAAAAAUCCGGAUGGCAAAUUCCGCCACCCUCUGCACAGUCCGCAGCAUGAUCUUUGGCAAAACUGGAUUUCGCUCAGAGGAGCGAUUCCACUAGAAAGAUACACGCAUAGUGCAAGACUAGCGACAGCGCUCAACCCCGCUCACUUCAUGUAUUGCCAGCAUAUUACCGCAGCAGAAGGAGAUAUCGAGGGAGCAUGCUGUCUGUGCAGGAAGAGAAACAACGAACGACCCACGUGUGCAGGAGGAACGACGUGGGCGGGCCGAAAGGCGAGUAGAAACCACGUGCGCCGCGAAGGUCUCAAAAACAGACACGGCGAUGGAAACCCAAGGCGAAGGCCUCUCGAUCAACAUACCUUGAUAUUGGCCUCAUUCACGUCGGAAGGCUAGAGAGAAAGAUUAGUUUCUGCUGGCCCUCGAUCGACGCCAAGAACAAGAUAAUGCAACUUACAAGACCGCUCACGAUGAUUUUGCUCUCAGUAGAAACAGCCGAGACGCCGGCUUGAGCGCCCUUUCCACCGGGUUUGGCAGCUCUGGUGGUCUUCUUGACACCGCCGACAGGGACGGCAGCCGCGGGGG